Messenger RNA from Diaporthe batatas, 531 nucleotides. RefSeq lists its product as uncharacterized. The record is from RefSeq and is a predicted model, not a curated record. Lineage: Eukaryota; Fungi; Ascomycota; Sordariomycetes; Diaporthales; Diaporthaceae. The transcript has a single exon. Bases 1 to 531 code for a protein of 176 amino acids.
AUGGAUGCCAGAGAUGAGAGACGCAGGGAAAAGAGGCAGACCUUCCCCGGCGCCCUCCCCUCGACCACCAAGCUCCCCGGCGACAUAAUCCAGUCCCCCCCCUCAGCGGCUACACCUGCUAGGCCUUCAACCUCGCACCGCAAUUCCACACUCAGUGUCAACAGGAUGCCGAGCAUACUGGAGGAUGAGAAUGCCGUCUUCAACAACGUCCAGCGGCGGUCGAGGGUAACCAGCGUAGGCCCGUACUACCGAUACGGAGAGGACUAUAUCACACCGUGGGACCUUGUCGGCGCCAUACAGUCACCGCCCCCUCGGGCGCCGUCGAGACAGAGCACCUUCAGCUCGAGGGCGACCAACAGCGGUGACACGCAGGACAUCGAGGCCGGGGAAGACGAGAAACUGCCACAGGCCCGUGACGAGGCCCGCAAGGCCAGGCUCGGGGGUUGGCGCCGGAUCCUGACGGUCCUCUUGCUACUGGUGGCGUCUGCCGUGGGCCUCGGGGUGGGGUUGAAACUCGGCCUCCACAGCUGA